This is a messenger RNA of Gloeophyllum trabeum ATCC 11539, 1626 nucleotides long. Its product is annotated as MFS general substrate transporter. Gene Ontology annotation, molecular function: transmembrane transporter activity. The transcript has 21 exons. Gene Ontology annotation, cellular component: membrane. NCBI's taxonomy places the organism in Eukaryota, Fungi, Basidiomycota, Agaricomycetes, Gloeophyllales, Gloeophyllaceae. Bases 1 to 1593 code for a protein of 530 amino acids. The record is from RefSeq and is a predicted model, not a curated record. Gene Ontology annotation, biological process: transmembrane transport.
AUGAUCGACGAAGUGAAGCAGACACCCGUGCAGGAGCAGAAGCUGGACCUCGAGGAGGGCACUGCCGAGCAGUUCAACAAUGACGGCACGUUCUAUCAGAGCCAGCUGGGCCAGAGGGCGAAACGGAAACAUUUCUUUUCGCCGUUGGACCCAACCCUUGCUGAGGCGGUUCAUAAGGAUGCGGAAACUGUCAACUUCACUGCUGAGGAAGAGAGAGCAGUGAGACGGAAGAUUGACCAUGUGGUCCUGCCGUUGGUAGUCUGUAGUUACAUCUUCAACCAAUUUGAUAGGACAAAUAUCGGCAACGCUCACGUUAUCAACGCUUUCAAUGAGAAUUAUGGUAUAACGAAUAACAACAAGUGGACAGUCGCUCUGAGUAUAUUCUAUGUCGGCUACUGUCUUCUCGAGAUGCCGGCCAAUGUCCUCCAACGCCAUAUCGGCGCGAACCGCUUCUUCUUCCUGUCACUAACAUUCUGGGGCCUCUCGUCCCUCUCCGUCGUGUACGCGAAAGGCUACGCCGCUCUCUUGGUUCUGAGAGUGCUCAUGGGCAUCGGCGAAGCCGGGUACUACGCAGGGAUGAUUUACUACUUGUCGUUCUGGUACAAACGGUCUGAGCUUGCCCUGAGAAUCAGUUUAUGUAUGACAGGUACCCUGCCGGGGGCGAUUGGAGGUCUCCUGGCCUUUGGCCUGGUCCGCUUGCACACUUCCGUUCUUACUGGAUGGCAAUUCCUCUUCCUUAUCGAGGCCAUCCCCACCAUCAUAAUGGGGUUCAUGAUCCUCCUCUUCCUUCCGUCGUUCCCAUUCUCGUCGUCCUUCCUCACCCAGCGCGAGAAGGCGAUUGCACAGGCCCGUCUCAACCGAGACCACAAGCCGCAGUCGCACGGCGGUAUGACGGGUUUGCAGGGGCUCAAGGCCGUGCUAGCCGAUCUCAAUGCUUGGCUGUUCAUGCUCAUCUACGCCAGCUUUAACGUAGGAGUUGCCACCAUCUCGUACUUCCUGCCCACCCUCAUCAAAGAUCUCGGGUUCUCCUCGAUCAACGCGCAAGGCAUGACCGUCGCGCCGUACGUCGUCGGCUGGUUCAUGGUCUUCCUACAGGCGUGGCACAGCGACCGCACGCGCGACCGCGGCUGGCACAUCAUGGCGUCGACCCUCACGUCCUUCGUCGGGUACGUCAUCCUCGCGACGUCCGUGCAGAAGAGCGUCGGCGCGGCGUACUUUGCGCUGUUCCUUGUGGUGGGCGGGAAUUACAGCUUGUUCCCGCUGGUGAUGAGCUGGGCUGCGAAUAACUUUGCGCCUACUUCGAAGCGCGGUGUAGGCACUGCGUUUAUUGUGUCUAUAUCCAACUGCGUCUCCAUCGCUUCUCCCCAGAUAUAUUUCGACUCAGAGGAUAAUUACCGGAAGGGCCAUGCGAUAUCUGCGGGGUGUCUUUUCCUGUCGUUCCUGGCCGCGUUCUUCCUCCGCAUGCGGCUGUCCAUGAAGAACAAGAAAAACAAAAAGAUACUGGAGGCAAGAUCUGAGGAGGAGAAGGCAGAGGUGGAGGCUAGCACACCAGAGAUUGCUGAUAAUGAUCCGAGAUACGUGUAUAUGACUUAAAUCUGCCUCGUGACAGUUUCUCUUUUCAUGCCA